ACUAAAUGAAACACAAAAGAGUAAAAUUAUCACUCAUAGAAAAAGAAAUAUUUUUAGUAUCAGCAAUUGAAUUUUGGACAAAAGGUAUGAGUAAUUAAGAUUGAAAAAAUAAAUUAUGGGAGCUGCGAAUGGAUAUUUCAACGGAUAGUUGUUUAUCAUCAUGCCUGUGCAAUUAGUUAGCAGAAUAGCUUUAGAAGAAGUACAGAUGGAAGACAUUAAAGAAGGAGAUUUUCAAAACUCGGUGAGCAGUGAUAGUACUCUGGACAGUGGCAAAAGUCCUCCAAACAAUGACGACACCAUAGGAAGCUGUUCGAGUUUCGCUUACAAAGCUAUUGCCUCUGAAGCGAGUACAUUGAAAAACAGUACCGCCAAACUCUACCCUAGAAGUGUUUCCAGGUACAACGAAUCAGUUUCAAAACAUGCAUCAAGUAAUAGCCUCAAUGAAAUAACUGAAGCGGAGAAGGCCCAAAUAACAAGGAGAAACAUGACAACUGUUUUCGUGAGCAUUUAUGGAAUUCUUUUAACGGCUACAGGAGCUGUAAUUUACGUUAAUCAUCAAAGUUCAGAUUCCAGACAUGUCAGUGAGGUUUUUAGCACGUCUAUUGCAGCUAUUGGGAUGGCAUGGUUGAUAUUUUUACAUCUAGAUUUAUACCGUUACAAGCGACAGAUUUUUAAAAACAUUAUAGUUGGUUCUCACCAGAUGGAUAAAAUCAGCACGAUUACAGAUUUUAACAUGGCUGCAACAUUCAUAGGGAAUGAAAAUCCACCGUAUCAGUUUCUGAGAGGACGACACAGUGGAAGCUUUUACUUGAAAGCCGGAUUAGCAGUAUUCUGCUUUGGUCACCUCAUCAAUGAAGGGCUGAUGUUGGGGCAGGAAUUCAUCAACUUUGUACAAGAAUAUCGCGUAGAUCUUGGCUGCGGAGAUACCUAUUCUAUGAUUCAUCACAUUAUUAGGCCAGCCUAUUCCUUUUAUCAACUCUUCAUAGUCUUCAAAUACUCCAAUAUAAUUAUUAACCGCCACAAAGUUCUAGCUUGCUUUGCAUUGAUGCAUAUAAUGGCUUCCUGCCUCUGCUUUUGGUUUGGAACAAUUCUAGAAGAAGCUUUAGAAGAAUAUCAUCAUGAUGAAAAUGACGUAACAAUCGAAGAUCUAAAGAAAAAUGCUACUCAACUCAUCUUUUCAGAUACUUCUAUUUGUUCUCGUUCAGCAAACAACAGCUACUGUAUAUGCUCAGCAACAGCCAUAUUAUCCGUCAACAAUGUUCAAGCCAUACCAUACCUAUUCCCCUUUGCAAUCGAAUUUAAUAUUUUACUAGCAGGCGUAUGGUUUAUAAUGUGGACAAACAUAGGAAAUAACAGCCACCACGCUGAUCCACACCAUUUUCAUCACAAAGUGCACACUAAUGACGGAAUAGAAGAAGUGACCUACCACAGCAACUUAGUCAUCAGUGCCGAUUGCCAUGCAUCGAACAAAGGAUUGUUCGCAGGACUGUUCAUUUUGAUGACGUCGAUCAUCUCAAUUAUUGCUUUCUUUGUCACGAUGAGCAUCAAAGAAUAUCAAGAAGUUGCUGUUGCAAUACAUACUGUACAAGAAGGUGCUUUGACAACACUAGCUUUGAUCGGUGUGAUCUUGGGCUUUAGGCAGCUCUCCCAAUUAGAUUAUAGCUUGAAUCCAAUACAUUUCCUAGAUGAUCUUCUGCUUUUUGUGCCUCUUCCUUUCUUUUUCAUUCAAGCUACAAUGACUAUAAUAUCAGAAUUUCAAAAAAAGACUGUUAUGAGGAUAUUCAUGUCUGUACUAAUUCCAGUACAAGUAAUACUGCAAACUCCAUUCCUAAUUGAUGGCUUGCGCAGAUGUAGCAAUUCCCAACAACUAAGAUACAAGAAACCGGGAAGAGAGAUUGUGACUUUCCUAAUUAUUUGUAAUCUUACAAUGUGGAUUAUAAAUACCUUUGAAGCAAAGAGCGUAGAAUCGCACUACGGACUACACGUGUAUUUUGGAAAAUAUGUGUGGAUGUUUGUUAGUCAUGCAACAUUGCCAUUGAUGUUGUUUUACAGAUUCCAUUCAUCAGCCUGCUUGGCUGACAUUUGGAAAUCCGCUUACAAUAAAGAAGAAUAAAAACAGAUAUGAAACUAAUAAUAUGAAAAUUCAGAUACUGCUUCAGGACAAAAAGAAAUAAAGUCUAUUAAAUGCUGUUUGAAAAGUUAGCUCAAAGUUUCGAAAGAAUCACUGGAUAGGCCAAUUCUUAAGAGUGAAUUUUCAACAUAAAAACUUAAUUUUCAAAAGAAAUACUUUUUAAAAGCUAAAUAGCUGAUGUGAUAGGGGUGAUACCUUUGUGAAGAUAAGACUGACGCUCUUGUAACAAUGCUGGUGAUCCUCUUAAAAUAAAAUAAAAAAUACUUAUUAUUAAGGAAAA
Parasteatoda tepidariorum (common house spider) is the source of this 2411-nucleotide messenger RNA. RefSeq names its product proton channel OtopLc. The record is from RefSeq and is a predicted model, not a curated record. Lineage: Eukaryota; Metazoa; Arthropoda; Arachnida; Araneae; Theridiidae. Gene Ontology annotation, biological process: proton transmembrane transport. Gene Ontology annotation, cellular component: membrane. Gene Ontology annotation, molecular function: proton channel activity.